AUGGCUCCGGACAUGUACGCCAUGCCGCCGCGCUCACAUUCGGGCCCAGAUAUCUUCCAACCGGCGUCUAUGGAUAGCACAAUGAGCAUGUUCAACGACACAUCUACAGUGGAUACCCUGCGAUCGGAGACGACAGCUGCGUCGAGUAUCUCUUCCGGACAGUCUCCCAGGCUCGUGGACCUUUUGUUACCCGGUACAGAUCUGAGUGCCACGCCUCCGGAAUAUCUUAGCUUCCGGUCCCAGUAUCCAGAUUCUUUCUACCAGCCAGCGUUCACUCCCCAGCCACAGGAGUAUGCUGAAGAAGACGAGGAUAUUGAAGAGGUCGUGCGGCAACCGCCCUUUAACCCGGAUCAUGAAGCGUGGGUCAUGCGGUUGCCGUCCCCAAGCCCUUCGACUAGCUCAUCAUCCUCAGAUGAGUCCACCGUAGUAAUGAAGUCAGAUCCCUAUAGCAUGUUCCUUCAAGAGCCGCGGUUCUCAGCCGGAAGCCCAGAGAUGCUAACGCUAAGCUUCGACCGGCAAACGUGUGGCAUUCUGUCGAUCCGGGACGGGCCGACGGAAAAUCCAUGGAGGACUCUAAUAUGGCCACUUGCUCGAGAUAGCCCGGCACUCUUUCAUGCACUUGCCUCGAUGACUAGCUUUCACACCUCAAGAUACAACCCUCGGCUAAGGGUGGAGGGAAUAGACCAUAUGCGGAGUAGCAUCGAAGCGUUAGCAUCUGGUAUCCAAAACAUGAGGGUUGAGACGGCCAUCGCGACAACCUUGGCGCUCGCUUUCUCCGAGUCUUGGGACCAGCACAUCUCUACCGGCAUCAACCACAUCAAGGGCGCCAAGAUUCUUAUCACGAAAGCCUUGACACAGCAUCGGCGGUCUGCGUUCUGUGGGGAAGAGCUUACGCGGAUAAAAUUUCUGUGCAACUCGUGGAUAUACAUGGAUGUCAUAGCUCGGCUGACGUCGGUUGACGAUAACGAGUCCAACGACUUCGAGGUGGUCUCGUCGGUGCUGAGCGAGCCGUUCGAGAUGGAGUCGCAGCUGGAUCCUCUCAUGGGCGCCGCGUCUACCCUCUUCCCGGUGAUAGGGCGUGUUGCCAACUUGGUACGGCGGGUGAGGCGGUCCCCAAGCAACUCUCCGGCCAUCAUAUCGCAGGCCAUAGAGCUCAGAAUGAGGCUAGAAAGCUGGCAGCCACCCGACUUCUUCGAAGAUCCUGAGGAUCCAACCACAGAAGUUCAGCACAGCAUCCAGACGGCGGAAGCCUAUCGCUGGGCGACUCUGCUGUAUCUCCACCAAGCUGUGCCCGAGAUACCCUCGUUGUCGUCUUCAGAUCUCGCGAAAAAGGUUCUGGUCCUCUUGGCCACUGUCCCCAUGCGGUCCCGUGCAGUGGUCGUCCAGAUCUACCCGCUGACCGCUGCCGGCUGCGAGGCCGUCGGCGAAGAAGACCGGCAAUGGGUCCGAGAGCGGUGGCAGGCCAUGGCGCAGCGCAUGCAGCUAGGCAUCAUCGACAAGGCGUUCGACGUCGUCAAGGAGGUCUGGAAUCGGCGGGACGCCUACGAGGCAAUGCAGCAGGCUGUCUUGGCCUGCAAGACCAACUCGCUGAAGCGGGGGUUCAGCAUGCCGGAAGGCUUCGACGAGAGCAGCUUCGACUGGAUAAGCAACUUUGGUGGGGGGAAGAGGCGCGCUACUGCUGGUGCUUUUGAUCUGCCUAGGUCUGUUAGAUUGAACCCGCGGAAGACGUCGACGGAUCUUGCGACUGGGGAGGUUGAUUACGAGUUUACCAUCAAGGGCCGGUUGCAUUGGCUCGGCGUCAUGAGGGAUUGGGGUUGGGAAGUGCUUCUGGGAUGA
Messenger RNA from Coniosporium apollinis CBS 100218, 1836 nucleotides. RefSeq lists its product as uncharacterized. Gene Ontology annotation, molecular function: DNA-binding transcription factor activity; transcription cis-regulatory region binding. The record is from RefSeq and is a predicted model, not a curated record. The transcript has 2 exons. NCBI's taxonomy places the organism in Eukaryota, Fungi, Ascomycota, Dothideomycetes. The coding region runs from base 1 to 1836 and encodes 611 amino acids. Gene Ontology annotation, cellular component: nucleus. Gene Ontology annotation, biological process: positive regulation of transcription by RNA polymerase II.